Messenger RNA from Benincasa hispida (wax gourd), 1087 nucleotides. RefSeq names its product CASP-like protein 3A1. Lineage: Eukaryota; Viridiplantae; Streptophyta; Magnoliopsida; Cucurbitales; Cucurbitaceae. The record is from RefSeq and is a predicted model, not a curated record.
UUAGCCUAUUUAUAAACUUUCUCCGCGAAAAGGCUCACACUGGUCGUAAACACAGAAUCCUUUCUCACGAACUCAGAGAGAAUCUCAUCGGAAAGAGACGCCUGAAAUUUUCCGAAUGACCAGUGAACGGAAAAUGCCGUCGGUGCCGGAGAUGGCGGUGCAGCUACCGGAGACCACUAAGGUGGCGGCUAUGGCGUCCGAGAGCGGCACGAUCAGCGGACCGAUGGAACGGCCGGAGCGAAGCCUCGACCGUUUGAGAGCCGAUUUGUAUCAGUUAGUGCUGAGGCUGAUUUGUAUUGCUACUUCCACGACGGCAAUGACGUUGAUGGUUACCGCCAAGGAGUCUAGCACUGUUUCCAUUUACGGAUUUGAACUUCCCGUUCACUCCAAGUGGUCGUUCUCAGACGCAUUCGAGUACCUUGUUGGAGUUUCAGGGGCUGUCGCUGCCUACUCUUUGCUGCAGCUGCUCCUUACUGCUUCCAUGCUUGUCAGGAAGUCCCCAGUGCUUAGCUCCAGAAGUCAUGCCUGGCUCAUUUUCGCUAUUGAUCUGGCCUUGGGAUAUGCAUUGAUGAGUGCUGGAUCAGCUGCAGCUGGAAUCUCAAAUCUGAAUCGAACUGGCAUUCGACACACAACUCUGCCCAACUUCUGUAAGGCAUUACAACGCUUCUGUAACCAUGUUGCCAUCUCUAUUGCCUUCACAUUCUUUACCUGCUGCUUGCUCACCACUUCUGCCAUCCAACGCGUUAUUUGGCUCUCCAAAAUCUAAUUACAAAGAACAAACAACUUUCUGUCUCUGGGAAAACGUAUUGUGAAGAAUAUGGCGUUCCUCUGUUCCUUCUGAUUCCAUGAAAUGUUCCUUCAAUCAAAAGAAACUUGUAUGGUAUACACAUACAUGGGAGCAUCCCGCUGUUUUAGCUGGGAUUGUUCAUUUAGUUAGCUAAUAGUUGUUAUAUGGUGUAUUAACUUUGAUCUCGAGAGAGUUUUAAUAGAAUGAGGUUUGUUUGAACUUCCUUUCUGGUAAUUCAUGAUGAAGGGAAAGUUAUAGCACAAAGACCAGAAACCUCACUUGUUCAUGUCGCCCUUCAAC